AAGUGACCGUGGCGUCAUCCGGCGACAGUGGCGGUGCACCAGCGGGCGAACAAUCGAACGCCCUGCUCUCCAAACUAGGCAGUUCGCUGUUCGGGGCCACCGGCUCGCCCCAGAAGGUGGUCACCAACAUCCGUGGAUUCCUUUCGAACCGGCUGACAAGCGUAUCGAUCCCCGACACAGGAUGGAAAGAUUCCAUUCUGCAACUGCCGAAGAAAUGGCUCUCGACAUCGGAAGCAACGGACGAGUUUGGAUUCCCCCAGAUGCUGCCCAAGGUACCCGUUCCGACGGUGGAACAAACGAUGGCCGAAUAUCUGCGGGUGUUACAACCGAUCGUAACGCCACAGCAGCUCGAUCGGACCAAGUCAAUCAUUAAGCAGUUCAGUGCCACCAUCGGACCGGGCUUGCAGGAGUAUCUACUUGCGAGGCGAGAAACCGAGGACAAUUGGGCGUACCACUACUGGCUCAACGACAUGUACAUGGACAACCCGUUACCGUUGCCGAUCAAUUCGAACCCGGGCAUGGUGAUGCCACCGCGUAAGUUUACCACCGUCAACGAUCUGGCCCAAUUUGCGGCACAACUCAUCGAUCAGCUGAUGGAUCAUAAGGAAAUGCUGGAAGGUGGUGGACUGAAGCAGGAACGGGCGGCUUCACGCGAAAAGGGACAACCGUUGUGUAUGGCACAGUAUUAUCGAUUGCUUGGGUCCUGCCGACGUCCGGGCGAUCCUCGCGACAGUCAGUAUCUACCACCGGGUGGCGAACAGACCGAUGCACACGUCAUCGUUUGCUGCCGCAAGCAUAUGUACUGUGUAGCGGUAAAGGCAGGCGAUCGUGGACGUUUGAACGAAAACGAACUAGCCGCACAGCUGUUGCACAUUCUCAACGAAGCCCCUUGUCUGCCGGAGACCGAAUCCGUCGUCGGUAUCCUGACCACCGAACCACGACCCAAAUGGGCUGCCGAUCGUGAAAUGUUACUGCUCGAGGAACGCAACGCACGCAACAUUGAACUAAUCGAAACGGCUCUCGUACUGGUCUGUAUCGAUGAACCGAUACCUCUCUCGUACAAUGCGCGCGGUUUCAACGGAUCACCGGCCGGUGCACACUAUGCGGGCGGUCGGGACGAAAGCAACAUGGCGCACGAGAUGAUACACGGUGGUGGCAGCGCUUACAACACUGCGAACCGUUGGUUCGAUAAGACGAUGCAGCUGAUUAUUUGCAACGAUGGUACGUGGGGACUCUGCUACGAGCAUUCGCCCUCGGAGGGUAUCGCUGUCGUACAGCUGCUGGAAGGUAUUCUGAAGCGCAUCGACGAGUCACCGGCUAAAGAUGAGCCGGCCGAUCAGCUACAGCUGCAACAGUCCCAUCUCCCACCACCGGAACGGUUGGAAUGGAUUGUGCGGCCAGAGAUUGAGCGACGUCUACGCGAGGCAACCCGUUCGGUGGACAGACGCAUUGAAGAUCUCGAUUUUUACGUGUACCGGUACAAACCGUACGGUAAAAACUUCAUCAAAGCGUGCCAGGUCAGCCCGGACGUGUACAUUCAGUUGGCGUUACAGUUGGCUCACUACAAACUAUACGGACAGUUGGUAAGUACGUACGAGAGUGCCUCCACCAGACGGUUCCUGCUCGGACGAGUCGAUUGCAUCCGUUCGGCCAGCAUGGAAGCGCUCGAGUGGGCCAAAGCGAUGUGCCAAGGCGAAGGUCCGAACGUGACGCUCGAAAGCGACAAGGAGGACGACUACAGUGCCGAAGCCGCAUCGGAUGUCAAAAAAGUAACUUUCAGUAUUUACAGUAAGGAUCAUCUGAGGGAGCUGUUUCGUUGUGCUACUGCUCGACAAACCGAAGUCAUGGUGCAAAACAUACUUGGCUACGGGAUCGAUAUACAUCUGCUCGGGCUGAGGGAAGCUUGCCGGGAGCGGGAAGGAAAUCUGCACGAGCUGUUUACGGAUGAGUGCUAUAAAAUUGCUAAUUGUUUUCUUCUCUCCACCAGUCAGGUGGCAUGCUCAACCAACAGCUUUAUGGGAUAUGGUCCGGUAACGCCACACGGCUACGGAGCCUCGUACAAUCCCCAUCCGAAUGAGAUUAUCUUCUGCAUUUCGGCCUUCUUUACGUCGGACAAAACGAGCGCAUCCCGGUUCGCCCGCUCACUGCAAGACUCGCUGGACGCGAUGCGGGAUCUGUUAUCGUAA
Anopheles maculipalpis is the source of this 2186-nucleotide messenger RNA. RefSeq names its product choline O-acetyltransferase (gene ChAT). The coding region runs from base 261 to 2186 and encodes 641 amino acids. The record is from RefSeq and is a predicted model, not a curated record. The transcript has 9 exons. Gene Ontology annotation, molecular function: choline O-acetyltransferase activity. Gene Ontology annotation, biological process: acetylcholine biosynthetic process; neuromuscular synaptic transmission. Lineage: Eukaryota; Metazoa; Arthropoda; Insecta; Diptera; Culicidae. Gene Ontology annotation, cellular component: neuron projection; cytoplasm.